AUGGAUGUUUCCAGCAACCGACUUUUCCGCUUUGCCAAGCCUGAAUGGCUGAACAACGCUGCCGUCCGUAACACAGGCGUCUACAUCUCCGGCGCGCUGUUCGCCGCAGGCUUCUUCUUCCUUAUCGAUGUCGCUUCCUUCUCGCACAGCCCCCGCAACGGAUCUGACGUGCAUAUCAAAUUCGUGGACUGGAUCCCUGGUAUUUGCUCGGCGCUUGGUAUGCUGGUUAUCAACUCGAUUGAGAAGUCACGGCUGCAGGCCGAUAGCUUUAGUUACAGCGGGAGUGGAGUUGCAUGGAAGGCGCGUUUUGUGCUUUUCUUGGGAUUUGCGCUGUUGGCUGGGGGUCUUGCAGGGAGCGUGACGGUUAUGGUUCUCAAGUACCUUAUUAAGGACUAUCCUAUUCAGACACUUUACUUUGGAAUCGCCAAUGUGGUAGCAAAUGGGUUGGUUAUGUUGAGCUCUGUCGUUCUUUGGGUGUCACAGAACAUGGAGGAUGACUAUACUUACAACCUUGCGCUGUGA
Penicillium odoratum is the source of this 522-nucleotide messenger RNA. RefSeq names its product UPF0220 family protein. The record is from RefSeq and is a predicted model, not a curated record. The coding region runs from base 1 to 522 and encodes 173 amino acids. Lineage: Eukaryota; Fungi; Ascomycota; Eurotiomycetes; Eurotiales; Aspergillaceae. Gene Ontology annotation, biological process: late endosome to vacuole transport via multivesicular body sorting pathway; protein targeting to vacuole. Gene Ontology annotation, cellular component: Vps55/Vps68 complex; fungal-type vacuole membrane. The transcript is spliced from 4 exons.